GCGACUUGGCGUGCAACUUUUAAGGCAAUUCUGAAUAAAGAAGCGACGAUUUUCCAUCGAAUAAUCAGUUGAGCCCCAGCCAUCAUUUCAGUCUGCCCUUUCAUUUCGUCGCUCAUCAAAAUGCGUCUCAUCUUAUUGGCGAUGGGUUUGUUCUCCCUCGUCGGAAUUGUCGUCUCUUCUAAAAAAGCGGUUGCUGGUAACGUGCCAAGCGUUUCGAUCAUCGGCGGAAAGCCAGCUGCCCUUGGUGAAUUACCCUAUUUGGCUGCUUUGAAUUUGGACGGCCGUGUUUGUACUGGGAGUUUAAUUAGUACAACUCAUGUCCUGACAGCUGCAUCUUGCCUAGAUUCUAGUCAAUCGUUCGCCAGUAAGUACACUGUGUACUUGAACACGUUAAAGUACGAUGGGACAACUUCCGGUGCUAUAACCCGAAAAGUGAAGAAAUUCAUCCGUCAUCCCAAAUAUGACAUCGGCGUCCUGGUCUUGAGUGCCGCUGUCACUAAUGUUAAGCCCAUCCCCUUACCACCCUCAAUACCAAUCCCCACGACCAAACCGACCACCACAACACCAACCACCACCAACACAAUACCAACAACGAUAACCACGCCCUCGUACGGAUGUACUUGCAUUCCCAUCACACCUGCACCAAUUCCGAGUGGCUACGCCAACACGAAUGCCGUCAUCGCUGGAUGGGGUCAAACAAAUGCAAGCGUCGAACUCAAUUCGAAAGUCUUGCUGAAAGCCAACGUGACCAUCCAAGACGAUUCGUUUUGCACCAGGCAAUACGGCGAAGAAUUCUUCGUCGGCUACGAGUUGUGCGCAUCCGCACCGGGAAAAAGUACCUGUGGGGGUGACCGCGGAGGGCCGAUUAUUGUCAAGGGAGUCCUGGUGGGCACCGCCAGCUGGGCUUAUGGCUGUGCCAAUCCCGAUUAUGCCGGAAUCUAUACCCGAAUUACCACUUACGUCGCCUGGAUUAAAACAACUAUGGCCAACAAUGUAGGAUAAAAACUAUAUCAAACAUUGAUAC
Molecule: messenger RNA, 1024 nt
Organism: Daphnia pulicaria
Lineage: Eukaryota; Metazoa; Arthropoda; Branchiopoda; Diplostraca; Daphniidae
Product: trypsin Blo t 3-like
Exons: 8
Coding region: 121-1002 (293 amino acids)
Biological process (GO): proteolysis
Molecular function (GO): serine-type endopeptidase activity
Source: RefSeq, a predicted model, not a curated record